Messenger RNA from Zerene cesonia (dogface butterfly), 6880 nucleotides. It is a transcript of the gene Enoph, whose product is annotated as claspin-like. Lineage: Eukaryota; Metazoa; Arthropoda; Insecta; Lepidoptera; Pieridae. The coding region runs from base 277 to 6492 and encodes 2071 amino acids. The transcript is spliced from 21 exons. Gene Ontology annotation, molecular function: acireductone synthase activity; magnesium ion binding. The record is from RefSeq and is a predicted model, not a curated record.
CAAAUAACCGCGCGAAAAUGUGUCUAUAAAGGCAAAUAACGCACAUAAUAAUACUGUACAUUUCAUAUUCUUGCGAGUUUCUGAAUUAUUAAUUUAAUAUGUAGUAUUCUAAAUAAACGUUUUUGAAUAUCAUAAAUACGUAAUGAUUAAUAUAAUUCUUUGGUAUUAAAAUAACAGUGAAAUGUGAAUGUGUUAGUUGACCUGCGUUACUCACGAAGUAUAAAACAGUUGGUUUUGCUUAGUGGACAAGAUUUUUAUAUAACGAAAAUUGGAAAUAUGGCCACAGCAUUCAUAAAUCAAUCGCAUAGCAUCGAAAAUCAAGAAAAAAAUAUGAGCAACAAAGAUAGUGAGUUUUUAAGUGAGGACGAGGCACCUACUAGAGGAAAAAAACGUAUUACACGACGUUUUUCAGGUAGUUCAAGUGAUGAGGAGACUAAUAAUAAAAAGAAUAGGAUCGCCAUUGACGAUAAUAACAAAAGAAAUUGUGAAGAUAUUGAUGAGCCAGAACAAAAUAAUAGUGAAAAAAAAUCUAGGAUUCGCACUAACAGUGAUGACAGUAUUUCUGAUACUCACGAAGAAUCUUCCAAUGGUACUGAACAAGAACAUACUAAAGAUUAUUUUCCUAAACGCGAUCGGAAAAAGAAACUGCGAGAGAAGCUUAAGAAAAUGAUGUCACCAAGACAAAAGGGUUUAAGUAAAUUUAAAGGAAACGCUUCAGAUAAGGAUAGUGAGGAUUCAGAUACUGAGACGUCAUGUCAAAAAAUUAAGCAGAAAGUAAGAGACAAUUCAACCCACAUCAGCUUAUCCGUGUGUGAUCCUGAUGAUUCUGAUGAUAAUUAUAUUGGUAAUGAUAAUAAUGUUGAGACAGAUAUAGGGCAAAUAAAGUUGAAGUCCAAAGCUACAACUAAAUCUCACCAGCCUAAACAAAUAAGAAUGUCUGCAAAAGAAGCAAUGGAAAAUAUGCAAAAGAUUAAAAGUGAAUCUAAUCGAAUGCUGAGAGAAAAAGAGGUGUCCCUUCCUUAUCAUAGACCAAAAGCAUUGUCACUCAAAGAUGUAAUAAGUAGGAGAAGACCAGCUGUUACUAGUGAUGGGAAAACAUUACCUAUUAAAAUGAAUGAGGAGCAGUUGAGACAUUAUGCUAUGUUAUUGGAAGAAAGGCAAAAAGAAAUGAUAGAGCUAUGUAAAAGUGACACAGAAGAAGAAGAAAAUACUAUUGACGAAGAAGAGGCUAAUAGUGAAAAAAUUGUAUUAAAUACUAGUCAGUCAUUAAACACAAAUCCUGAGGAUCUUGAAAUGGAUCCUGUUGACCAGAAUGAUCAAAAAAAUCUUGAGGAUGUGGCUGGUGCAAAUGACAUGAGUUUUGACCAAAUUGCUAAUGAAAAUAUAGAAUUUAUAGGUGUUAAUAAGGAUAGUUCAGAAUGUUCUGUUGAUGAUAAUCAAAAAAACAAAAUAAAUUUAACUCAUCCAACUAAUACAGCUGAUAAUGAAAACUCGAAAGAUGAUAUAGAUAUAUCUUCCAAACCAAAUAAUACUAAUAAUAGCAAUAGUGAAAACCAACAUCAAAAUAAUACUGAAGAAAGUCAAAUCAUACAAUUGCAUUAUGACUCCGAAAAGCCAGAUUGUGUUCCAAAAGAAACAGGUUCUAAUGUAAUAAAUAAAAAUACUGAUAUUGUUACUGAAAUUUCUGAAAAUUCACAAUUUUCUGAUGAUGGAACUAAUUAUGAUGACAUUGAUGCUUUAAUCGAAAAUGCAGAAAUUUUGAAAGAUAAUGAGAAACAAGAAACAAACAUUUCAAAAUCAAGAGUCAUGAUUAAUACUAAACCAAAAUUAACUGGUGCUCCAGGGAUGAUUAUCAAUUUGGAUGAUGAGGAAACUCCACCUAAACCUAGUGGGGUACAAUUACUGAAAGAAAGGUUCACAUUCUUUGUGAAUCUUAAAAUGGAGGAAGACAUGGAAAAGGAUAGGGAAAAAAAAUACAAACCAGGAACUCAACACAUAAAAUUAAAGCAACAGUUAGAGGAAGAAAUUGCUGAACAACGAUCAAUUGAAUGGGCAAAACGGCUUGAAGAAGAGAGUCUUCUAAAAUCAGAACAAAAUGCAAUAUUGGGAGAUGAAUCAAUAGAAGAUAUUGAGAAAAUUGAAAAGAAAUUAGAAGAAGAAGAAGAACAACAAAAGAGUGAAGAUGAAAGUGGUACAGAUGAGGACUUAAUAGAAGAUGAUGUAGAUAUGUCAGAUAAACCACAAAUACGAAAUCCCAUGCUUGAAGAUGAAGCUGAAGAAUCAGAAGAUGGAGCGUUUGAUGAAGUUAAAGAUGACAAAGAUGAUGAUGAAAUAGAACAGCCAAUUGAGACUUUUGAAGAUGAUGACGAUGUAGGUGACAAUGAUUCUAGUGAUGAAAGUUCUUCUGAGUCUGAAGAUGAAAUGGAUGAGCUCAAACCCAAAAAGAGUAGGAUACUGAAAGCUUUUGAAGAUUCUGAUGAAGAGGAUAAUGAGGUUGAUAAAGUCAAUGAAGUAGAAAAAGGUGGGGAGACAGAAAAAGUAGAAGAAAUAUCCAGUGACAAUAAAGAAUCUCAAGAUGAUGAAUUACAACUAGCUCAGGCUAAUAAAUCUUUAUCUGAAGAUUUAUUUCCCAGUCAAGAAUCAUCCAGUACAGUGGUUAUUUUAAAUAAAAACAGUGCCGAAGUUACAAGUGGAGAACUGGGCACUUUUUCAAUCCUUAGCGCAUCUAAGAACCAAGAAAAUAAUAUAGAUGAAGAUAUUCCUGACAAAUUAAGCAUUAUUUGCGAAACCCAACCUAGUCAGGCGAACUUUGACGAAAUUGCGGGCAUGUGUUCUGGAAGCUUCUCGCAAAACUUUGUUCCGACUCAAGUGGAUAAGUCCCAACUCUCGCCCUCACAAGAACUCGGGGAUGACGUAGCUGCUCUAUGUACCGGAAAGUUCUAUGACAAUCCCUUUGUAUCGCAAAUUAAUGGGCCAACUCAGACUACACUAACAAAUGUGCAAGAAACGGUAACUUUGAACGAAAAUGAUGUAUUACCCCUAACAUCAAGUUUAUUACCCAUAGUAAAUGAAAAUAAAACAAGGGAGAAUGAUAUUAUAUUGAAAUCAAUUCUUGAUGAGUUGGAUGAUCCUCAGUAUGAUAAACCAAAGCAGAAUAAAUUCUUCCCAAAUAGCAAAGAUCCAGAGAGAGAACCAGUAAAAAAGAGAUUUAUUAUAGAUUCAGAUGAUGAAACGCCUGAAGCGCCGCCUAUAGAGGACAUUAAAAAGAAGAAAAAACACAAAAAAAGGAAAUUGGAGGAGCGCGCCUUACAAAUAUCAGAUGAUGAAGAAGAAAACGUGACUUCAAAUGAUGAAUCUGAUAUUGAAGAUGAUGCAAUUGAAAAGGUUUAUGAAUAUGAUUCUGAGGAAAAUGAGGUCGAGGUGCAAGAGAAACCACAAAAAAAGAAGAGAAUUGGUGAUUUCUUUGAGAAUGAAGCAGAAUUGACAUCAGAAGACGAAUGGGCAGGUUCUGGUGAUGAAGAUGAGGCUGGUUUGGACAGAAUGGAGCGUGAGGAAGGAGACGAUGAAGUGUUUCACCAGGGAAAACUGCAGAGGGAAUUGGGCCAAAUACACAUGCGCGAAGUGUUAGACCAAGACAAACGCGAAGUGCGACUAAUUCAAGAGUUGUUGUUCGAGGAUGCGGACCUGGGCGAUGGACACAGGCAACGUAAAUUUAGAUGGAGAAACAAUGAUGGCGAGGAAGAAACAGGGACAAUAGUCGAUGAAUUUGGUGACACUCAAGAGGACGAAUUCGAGUCUGAGGAGCAAUGGCGAAAGCAGAGGCAUGAACGAGAGAUGUUUUUGAGGAAAAUGCAAGAAAGCGAUACUGAAGAUGUCAAUACAAGUAUAAACAGGACAACAAUCAUAAAAGCCAAUCUUACUUCAAGAACAAUGUCCAACCUCAUUGCUGAGGUUGAACAGAAGCCAGUGGAGAAAGAGAAUAUUGUUGUUCCUGAAAAGAAAACAACUAAGGAUAUUCCUAGCCCGAAAAAGCCAUUUGCAAUCUUCAAGCAAAACUACCACGGCUCGUUGUUAACCCGCGGCCGCGGUGCGCUGGCGCGUCUCGCUGCGCUGGCAACACCGCUCGCGGGGGAUGACGACGCGCCUACAGCGCUUGCAUCUGCGAGAGGAAACUUUGUUUUCGCGGCCCUUGGAGAUGAUGAACAUAAAGUAAUCCCGCAAAAACGAAAAGCUGAAGGUCCGAUCCAUACACCAAAAUUAAUAAAGAAAAUGAAGACUGAAACGACUAAAAAAACCAUAUACCUUUUUCAGGAUAAAUUAUUUCCAUACGCCGAAGAGAACGUGAAACAAUUCCUCAACAGUCAGUGGGACAACGAUGAUGUCAAGGAAGCCGUCAUCGCUCUGCGGAAGCUCGCCCUUGAAGAUCAAGAGAAAAGCGUUGAGGGCGUUGUUGCGAUCCCUGGAGAGGAUGCUUCUAAGGAAGACCAAAUUGAAGGUCUUGUGAACAACGUAAAAUGGCAAAUGUCAUCAGACCGCAAAGUUGGGGCCCUCAAACAGUUGCAAGGCUUGAUCUGGAAGCAAGGUUAUGAUAAGGGAGAUAUCAAAGGACAUGUCUAUGAUGAUGUCAUGCCAGCACUCGACCAAUGGCAUUCCGUCGACGGUCAGAAGGUGUACAUUUACUCUUCAGGCUCGGUGCAAGCUCAGAAACUAUUAUUCGGCCAAUCACUGUCUGGUGACUUGCUGAAAUUCAUUGAUGGACACUUUGACACAGCUGUUGGCGCUAAGCAGGAGGCAUCCAGCUAUAAGGCGAUAAUUGAGAAAAUUGGUUGCAAUGCUGAUGAUAUUCUCUUCCUCACUGAUAUUGUAAAAGAAGCAGAAGCUGCGCGAGAAGCCGGACUUCACGUAGCCCUUGUGAGUCGAGAGGGUAAUGCUUCUCUACCCAAGGAAGCAGUCACCAGCUACCCGGUGAUCCAGUCGUUUGCCCAGCUGACGGUCUCCAACAAGCGCAAGACGGACCCACAGGAUGAACAACCAGCUAAAGUUCCUAAGACUGAUAUUCCUGAUGGUAUUAAAGCAACCGAGCCGUCAGACACGAAAGAAGCAGGACCGGAGAAAAUUGUAGAAGAAUCAGAAAAAAUGGAAGUAGACGAUGCACCUAUUGAAGAUGCUAAAAACAAAACGACUGAAGAUGCCCCUGUUGAAACAACAAUAGAAGAAGUUACUGAUUCAAAAGAUGUUGACGCCCCAGUGUGUGAUAUUGAACCAAUUGUAUCAGAGGCCAAUCUCGAUAAAGCUGAAAAUGGCGAAAAAAUGGAGACUGAAAUUGUUAAUGGGAGUAAUGAAGCUGUAAAGUCAAAUGUAGAUGAAGUGGCCAAAGAAAAAAUUGAUACAAAAGAAUUAAAAGAGGAAAAAGUGCCAAUGGAGACAGCAGAUGUGCCAAAAGAUCAGUCUGAAGUAAAAAAAGACAAUGGACCUGUUGCCGAAGAAACUCCGCCUACUGUUAUUACCGAAAUAGAGGAAAUAACAAAUGAAAAGGAAGAUCUUUCUGAAGUUGCCGAGAUAAUAGAUGACUUGGAGCCUGUUGUUGAAGAACCCGCAUCGGCCACUGAUUUGGAAGAUUUACAGAAUGUUGGAGACGAAUUAGAAAAGGAAUGCAAUGAAAUAUUGUCUAAAGUGCAGGAUGUAACUAAUUUGGAUAACAUUAAUGUCAAGCCUUUAUUAAACCCUAUUGCGGAAGAUCCAAUGGAGGUGGAAGAUGAGGUUUCAAAGGACGUUGAUAAAUUAUUGGGUGCUGAAGCAGCAAUUGAAUCAAAAACACCCGAGGAUGUUAAACCGUCCGAGGCAACAAACGGCGAGGAAACCAAAGAAGUGACUUGUGAGAAUAGUAAGAGUGAAACAAAAGCAGAAAUAAAGGAUCCAGAAAGUACAACUACAAAAGACGCUACCGCCGAAACUUGUUCACAAGAAACUAAAUCUGCUACGGAAAAAUUAGACACCCCAAACGAAACCAAGCAAGACAAAACUAAAGAUGCAGAGAAAUCGGAAGUUACGGAAAAGAAACAAUUAGACGUAGAAAAUAAUAAAGAAAGCAUUGAAACAUCUGUAGAUACUACAAAAGCUAAUGAUGUUGCCACAUGUGAGAAUGAAAAAACAUCGGAAACAAAUAAGCCGGACAAGAAAACAGAAUCGAAAGAAACAACUGUGGAAAACAAAUCAGAGUCAGUAACUGAAGAGGUACAAUUGAACGGAGACGCGACGAACGGCAAACCGGAAGCGGUAAAUCAGAACGGAGUAGAAAAUAAAGAAGCUGAAAUUAGCGCUAGAUUAUCUGCUGAGAAUGGAAAAGCGGUGAAUGGUUCCAACGGUGAUGCCAAUGAUUCGGAGAAAGCACAAGGUGAUAGUAAAGUGGAGGAAGUGUCCGAGAUUAAAGUGAAAACCCUCGCCGCAGAGGAACCGCGCCCCGAUCCGAUAGAGCAGGCGACGGAAGCGUAAAAUACAUAAGCGGGAUUGAUUGGGAUCGUUGUGCGUCGUAGUGUUGGCUCACAUCACACGAAUGACAAGACUGAGGCUGCUUCCACGCUAAUAACAUCACUCCCUAGUUUAUAUUUGUAUAAUUACAUUUUCAUUGUGUACUGUGCGGUGACGAUUUUGUAUAUUGCCGGCUGAAAUCAAUAAAAUCGUAAUAAAAAUACAUCUACGAUACGCGCGGGCCAACAUCUAAGAAAUUUUCUAUAAAAACCAAUUAAAAACAAACUGCUUUUGACGUUUUUUUACAUCGACAGUGUGUUUCAAUAAAGUUAUUACCGAAACAUAUUUUGAUGGGGAAGCAUGGAAGUGAUGUUUUCAAUUGAUUUUUUCUUUUCUACAUUCAUAUUAUUCU